AUGACCUUCAGAUGCUCUGAAGACAUUAUUGUCAAGGCAAUCGCCAACCAAAACGAUUAUACUGAAUAUACCACUUUGCUGUUCCUUGAGACUAAGUCGGGUAUUCCUUCUCCAAAACCUUAUGGAUUGGUGAACGUGAACAAUGUCACCCUGACUUUCAUGAGCUACUUGCCUUCAACGACUUUGAACGAAGUUUGGACCUCGCUAAAUUCCGCACAAAAUACAUAUAUAAGUGACCGAUUGGACACAAUGCUCUUAGAGUUAAGGUCUAUUCCUUACUCUGAGGGGACACCAUCUGGUGGGGUGGGAGGCGAAGGAUGCAAAGACAUCAGGAGACACCUACGACACAGCUCGACACUGAUCAUGACCAGGAGCCAAUUCGAUGACUUUUUGUCUAAUCGUUCGACUCCGAAUGGAGAUGUAUUUCGCGAGCGGCUUCGUCGGCUAUCACCAUCAACUGACGACUCAGGAACUAGUGACUUGGCACCACGUGGUGUAUUCACUCACGGAAAUCUCGCACCGGACAACAUUGUUGUCGAGGCAACUGACAGCGGCUACGCGAUCACAGGUCUUCUAGAUUGGGAAUACAGUGGCUUCUACCCGGAAUGGUACGAAUCUGUCCGGUGUACCUACUACCUAUCACCUUACAGCAACGACGACUGGUUUCUGUAUCUGCCCGAUUGUGUUUCGCCGAAACGUUACUCCCACUGGUGGCUUCUUGAUUCCGCUCGAGAGCGACUGGAAUUAUAG
Messenger RNA from Penicillium soppii, 750 nucleotides. Its product is annotated as aminoglycoside phosphotransferase family protein. The transcript has a single exon. The coding region runs from base 1 to 750 and encodes 249 amino acids. The record is from RefSeq and is a predicted model, not a curated record. Lineage: Eukaryota; Fungi; Ascomycota; Eurotiomycetes; Eurotiales; Aspergillaceae.